Messenger RNA from Andrographis paniculata, 1358 nucleotides. Its product is annotated as phosphatidylcholine:diacylglycerol cholinephosphotransferase 1-like. Gene Ontology annotation, molecular function: diacylglycerol cholinephosphotransferase activity. The record is from RefSeq and is a predicted model, not a curated record. The transcript has 3 exons. The coding region runs from base 290 to 1051 and encodes 253 amino acids. Lineage: Eukaryota; Viridiplantae; Streptophyta; Magnoliopsida; Lamiales; Acanthaceae.
UACCAACGACCAACCUUAGCCUGUAGGCGGAGGCGCAGAAUAAUGAGUAAAAGUAAAAAACGUGUUUUUAAAAAAAGCCGAGUAUUUUGACUACUGCGCUUUCCAAAAUGCGACUUUCCAUACAAAAUCAACCAAGGUUAUUCAAUGUGCGUGUGUGGAUGUCUAUAUAUACCGUACUGUACUCCCGUCCAUUUCUCGUGUGUUUGGUCGAUCUGAGCUUCGGCGAUCGUUGCUGUGCGUCCGCUCUCUUGUAACCGGGCGCAGCCGUCCGAUUUCUCUCGUGGCAGCAAUGGUCGUGGCCGCCCCGCGCCGCCGUUCUCCUCCGAGCAGAAAAUCUGCUGCGCUACGCGCUAUGGACGUCAAUCCUGCACCGGCGUCCUUCCGCCGCGGAUUAGCCAACGCGCAUUUUCUCAAAUGGAGCGCUUCCGACGUAAUCGGCAUCGCGCGGAACCACAAGGUGAUGUGCGCUUUUGCCGCCUCUCUUUUUUUCUUCAUGGCGGUUGAAUACACUCUCAGCAUGGUUCCGUCGACGGCUCCGCCGUUCGAUCUCGGAUUCGCUGCUACCGCGAUGCUCAACCGCUUUCUAGCCGCUAGGCCUGAUUUAAAUAACGUUCUGGCUGGGCUUAAUACGGUCUUUGUGGGAAUGCAAACAGGGUAUAUUCUGUGGUCUUGGCUAAUUGAGGGGCGAUCCAGAGCUACCAUUGCAGCACUCUUCAUGUUCACAUGUAGAGGAAUCCUUGGAUAUGCUACACAGCUUCCAUUACCUGAGGGGUACUUGGGGUCAGGUGUGGAUUUCCCAGUGGGGAAUGCAUCGUUUUUCCUGUUCUAUUCCGGGCAUGUUGCUGCAGCAGUUAUUGCCUCACUGGACAUGAAACGUGUGCAGAGAUGGGAAUUGGCAUACUUAUUUGACUUGCUAAAUGUUUUGCAAGUGAUGAGGCUGCUAGCAACAAGAGGGCACUACACAAUCGACUUGGCAGUAGGGUUGGGGGCUGGAAUUCUGUUCGACUCCCUUGCAGGCAAGUAUUUAAAGUUAAGAUAUGAUAUCAAAUAAUUACACACACACACACACACACACACGGCCUUCUCCACACUCAUCUUGCUAGUUCACAACUAACAUAUUGCAUCAGUUAUAUAUAUAUAUAUACACACACACACACACCAUACAAGAAUGCCUGUUGUAGGAAAAAGAAUGAACCUUUUUGCGGUUCUUCCAAGUCUUGAUAAUUUCUUGAAGUUGUGAGUUUGGUUUAUAUAUAAUCAAGCUAUGUAAUAUGAUAUUUAUAUACACACGCACAAAUAUAUAUAGUAGUAAGAGUUGUGCUUUUUUUCAUUAAAUUAACUUCGGUGUUUUGAUGUUA